This is a messenger RNA of Orbicella faveolata, 1762 nucleotides long. RefSeq names its product 3-hydroxyacyl-CoA dehydrogenase type-2-like. Gene Ontology annotation, cellular component: mitochondrion. Lineage: Eukaryota; Metazoa; Cnidaria; Anthozoa; Scleractinia; Merulinidae. The record is from RefSeq and is a predicted model, not a curated record. Gene Ontology annotation, molecular function: estradiol 17-beta-dehydrogenase [NAD(P)+] activity. Gene Ontology annotation, biological process: fatty acid metabolic process; androgen metabolic process; estrogen metabolic process.
AGACGUACACCAAACAGUUGCCCACCAACCAGGGGUGCCCAUUUGGGGGCAAUCAACUGUCUGGUGGUGUUCCAAACCCCUUUUUAUCCUUUUAAUCCCUCUUUAAACUUCCUAUUAAACUCAUGUGUACCCCCGCCUUAAUAUGAACAAGCUUAACAGAAAAAUUUUUAUUCUCAAACAAAAAUACAGCCAUAAGAUAUUAAACAAGGAGGUCUGGUAGUGGGCAAAGAAUGUUACCUUAGAGAAGAGGCAACAAUCGAGAUAUUUCAAAGGUGUAACGAUCUUUUUGCAACUCUGACCAGGUUAUCCCCAGGGGUUUUAGGCUUCCAGGGGAUAGGAGGUAACGGAAAAGUGUGUUGUUAUUUGUUUUAUUUUGCUUUGUUUUUUGAGUUUUGGCUGGCUUCUUGGGAAAGAGUAGAUUCUAUACUAAUUGAUAACCUUGGUUCGACUGUGAACCGCGAAAUGCGACGAAAGGGCGCUCCUGCGAGAAGCUUUCGUUACUUUUAUACACUUACACCGCUGACAAGUUUGUUUCACGAGCAGGCAGGCUCAAUACACGUGUAACACCAACAUGGCGGCCGCUUUACGGAAGGCGGUGUGUAUCGUUACAGGCGGUGCUUCAGGGUUAGGCCGGGCAACUGUUCAAAGACUGGCACAGAAUGGCGCAAGAGUAGUGAUAGCUGAUCUUCCUUCAAGUGAUGGAGAAAACGUUGCCAAGGAACUCGGAGAAAGUUGUUGUUUCGCGCCAACUGAUGCUACAUCAGAAGCUGAUGUUCAACAAGCUAUCAAGCUUGCUAAUGAGAAGUUUGGAUGUCUAACCGUAGCUGUGAAUUGUGCUGGAAUAGGUAAUGCAGCAAAAACAGUUUCAAAAAAGGGAGCUCAUCCUCUUGCUCAAUUUGAGAAAGUCUUGAAGGUGAAUACUGUUGGGACUUUUAAUGUCAUUCGACUUGUUGCAGAACAAAUGGCAAAAAAUGAACCAAAUGAGGGAGGGGAGAGAGGAGUGAUUGUGAACACUGCUAGUGUUGCUGCUUAUGAGGGUCAAAUUGGACAAGCUGCAUAUUCAGCGUCAAAAGGUGCAAUUGUUGGAAUGACACUACCGAUAGCUCGAGAUUUGGCACAGUAUGGGAUCAGAGUUAAUACUAUUGCUCCUGGCCUCUUCCUCACACCAUUACUGAUGCAGUUACCGGAGAAAGUGAGGAAUGAGCUGGGAAAGACAAUGCCUUUCCCAAGUCGCCUUGGUGACCCCUCGGAAUAUGGCCAAUUGGUGCAGAGUAUCAUUGAGAACCCAAUGAUUAAUGGCGAAGUCAUAAGGCUGGAUGGUGCUUUGCGCAUGCAACCUUAACAUUUUGAUGACAGUAGUGUCUCUGGGUACAUAGAAUUUCAAAACAAUUAUGAUUUUAUACCAGCUUUCUGAAACCCAAGCAGGUAAAUACUAAUAACCAGAGAAUCUCAGUGAGACUACUUGAACCAGGCCACUUGGAAAAGAGUCACUUGAGAAUAAAGGAUAAAGGAUAAUUUGCCAUCAAGGGCUGAAUCUCUUUAGAAGAGUGUGUUUAACACAGAGGAGUCGCUUUAAGUACUUAUAUGUCUUGAAAAUGUCAAACAGCCCUUAUUACUUGCCAUAUUAACUAAACUAUCUCAGUCUAGACUUGGAAUAAUGUUUUAGGUUGAUCAUUUGGAUUUUCAGAUGACGUGUUCCAAUGAUGGGUGUUGUACUUGAAAAUAUAAAUUAUUGGCCUGGAGCAAUAAACUACUGACAGUA